Messenger RNA from Schistosoma intercalatum, 1755 nucleotides. The record is from the annotation of a GenBank genome assembly. Lineage: Eukaryota; Metazoa; Platyhelminthes; Trematoda; Strigeidida; Schistosomatidae.
AUGCUAGAAAAUCUAAAUCCAGUGUUACAUGUACCUGUAAAGCCUCGGCUAAAUAGACUAGGCUUAAAUAUUAAUAACUUUGAGUGGGAUGGUCAGCGUCAACUUAUUGAUAAGGCAGAAAUAUUUGAUCAUAUUCGUGAUAUUCGAGAUCCUGAACAUCCUCAUAGUCUUGAAGUGUUAAGUGUAUUAACUGAUGAUUGGAUUAAUGUGAAUGAUGCCGAAAGUUGGGUUUGUGUUGAAUAUUCACCAACAAUUCCUGGUUGCAGUAUGGCUACAUUAAUUGGAUUGGCUAUUAAAGUGAAAUUAAUUCGUUCACUUCCUCGACGAUUUAAAAUUGAAGUCAAGGUGAAACCUGGUACACAUGAUUCUGAAGAUGAAAUAAAUAAGCAGCUUGCUGAUAAAGAACGUGUGGCAGCUGCUUUGGAAAAUCCCGCCCUGCUUAAACUAUCACACUUCCGAAUUUCGCACUACACGGGUGGUUGGAUCAUAUGUUGUUUUGAAGCUUCUUUAUUCAUGGUUCUCAAUGAGCGUACGUCACAUAUUGUUGUUGAUACAGCACCUUUUGUAAAACGUACACGUCUUGAGACUUUCGGGGCAAGUAUUUACACUAUACCACAAGUUUUAGCUGAAAUAAAAGAUGUUCAAACACGUGAAUAUAUGAAUUGUUUACCGUAUGCCCUGAAUUGUCAAGUACCAGAAACUAAUUCUAUUAACAUAAUUAAAGGUAUUGCAAAACAAACUGGGGAUCUGUCAGUUCUUUCUGCAACAGAUAUUAAUGUGAUCGCUUUAACUUAUGAACUGCAUAAAAGAUAUAUCGGCGAACCAAAAAUUAAGGAUGUGAAACCUUUGCCCAGUAACCUUGGGUCUUUAGCUCGUUCUCAAUUGCCAAAAUCGAACACAAAAAGCAAUCCAUCCGUUGAUGUAUGUGAUGGGGCAGAAACAUCUGGAUCUGAAAACAGUGAUACAGAAACAUCUGAACCGGAUGAUGAUGAUUGGAUAACAGAAAAUAACUUUGAUGAGAAGGCCAUGACUAAUUUCGGGCUUGGAGGAAAAAUUGCAGAUAUACUGGAACCAAUCAAUGAAGUUGAAACAAACGUUGUAGCUUGCUUGACAACUGAUUUUGCUAUGCAAAAUGUUCUUUUCCACGCAGGUCUCGACAUAGUAAGCAUAAAUGGUUUGCGUAUUCGUCAACCAAGAACACAUUUACUUUGGUGUUGUGCUUGCUUUAAGCCUACUAAACGUACGGACACCUACUUUUGCCCAUGGUGUGGACAUGCUAGUCUACGUCGAAUCCCAGUUACUUUACACGAAGAUGGCCAGUUAGAAUUUCACUUUGCGAAAAGAUUUGUGCACAGACGGCGCGGUUUAAAACAACCAGUAAGAAUCCCAAAGGGUGGAAAGUAUGCUGACGAACCAAUUUAUUGUGCAGACCAACGUAUUCCUGACCGAAGACCAGCCCGUCCUAAAAAUCCAAAAGUGCUUCCAUUAGCUACUAACGGCUUAUUAGGAUUUGAAGAUGAAGAACUAUCCAAUGUUUUGGAAUUCCAAUGUAAUUUAAGCAAUGCAUCAUCAGUGGUGUUCCCAUUAAAUGACGUUACUAGUCGAUCUGCACUCUGUGGUAUCCGAUCUGAUCAUCAAAUACCAAGCAGAAGCUAUUUACAAGGUGUACAUGCUGAGCAUGGCCUUAAACCAACAAGAGGCAAGGCUCAUAUAGUUAGACCAAGAACAGGAAAUAAGAAGAAACAUAAAUCUUAA